This is a messenger RNA of Phacochoerus africanus (Common warthog), 5464 nucleotides long. It is a transcript of the gene SFPQ, whose product is annotated as splicing factor proline and glutamine rich. NCBI's taxonomy places the organism in Eukaryota, Metazoa, Chordata, Mammalia, Artiodactyla, Suidae. Gene Ontology annotation, cellular component: nucleus. Gene Ontology annotation, molecular function: RNA binding. Bases 116 to 2224 code for a protein of 702 amino acids. The record is from RefSeq and is a predicted model, not a curated record. Gene Ontology annotation, biological process: regulation of DNA-templated transcription. The transcript is spliced from 13 exons.
AGGACAAAGGCGGCGCGCCGCCUGUGUCAUCCGCCAUCUUGUGAGAAGCAAGGUGGCCUCCACGUUUCCUGAGCGUCUUCUCCGCUUCUGCCUCGACCGCCCCUUGGUUACAGACAUGUCUCGGGAUCGGUUCCGAAGCCGGGGCGGUGGCGGUGGCGGCUUCCACCGGCGCGGAGGGGGCGGUGGCCGCGGCGGCCUCCACGAUUUCCGCUCCCCGCCGCCAGGCAUGGGCCUCAAUCAGAACCGCGGACCUAUGGGGCCCGGCCCGGGCCAGGGUGGUCCCAAGCCCCCGAUCCCGCCACCGCCUCCGCACCAGCAACAGCAACAGCCGCCGCCGCAGCAGCCGCCACCACAGCAGCCGCCGCCGCUUCAGCCGCCGCCGCACCAGCCGCCGCCGCAUCAGCAGCCGCCGCCGCCUCCACAGGACUCGUCCAAGCCCGUCGUUUCUCAGGGGCCCGGCCCGGCUCCCGGAGUAGGCAACGCUCCCCCGGCUUCUGGUUCGGCGCCUCCCGCCACCCCCCCGACCUCCGGUGCCCCCACGGGGUCGGGCCCCACCCCGACCCCGCCGCCCGCCGUCACUUCGGCGCCCCCCGGGGCACCUCCCCCUGCGCCGCCGAGCGGCGGUGUCCCCACCACCCCGCCUCAGGCUGGGGGCCCGCCUCCUCCACCCGCAGGGGGCCCAGGCCCCGGACCUAAGCAGGGCCCGGGACCUGGCGGCCCCAAAGGCGGCAAAAUGCCAGGCGGGCCGAAGCCCGGCGGCGGCCCGGGCCUAAGCACCCCUGGCGGCCACGCCAAACCGCCGCACCGAGGCGGUGGGGAGCCCCGCGGCGGCCGGCAGCACCACCCGCCGUACCACCAGCAGCACCACCAAGGGCCACCACCGGGCGGGCCCGGCGGCCGCAGCGAGGAAAAGAUCUCGGACUCGGAGGGUUUUAAAGCCAACUUGUCUCUCUUGAGGAGGCCUGGAGAGAAAACUUAUACCCAACGUUGUCGGUUGUUUGUUGGGAAUCUACCUGCUGAUAUCACAGAGGAUGAAUUUAAAAGACUAUUUGCUAAAUAUGGAGAACCGGGAGAAGUUUUCAUCAACAAAGGGAAAGGAUUUGGAUUUAUUAAGCUUGAAUCUAGAGCUUUGGCUGAAAUUGCUAAAGCUGAACUUGAUGAUACACCCAUGAGAGGUAGACAGCUUCGGGUUCGAUUUGCCACACAUGCUGCUGCCCUUUCUGUUCGAAAUCUUUCACCUUAUGUUUCCAAUGAACUGUUGGAAGAAGCCUUUAGCCAGUUUGGUCCUAUUGAAAGGGCUGUUGUAAUUGUGGAUGAUCGUGGAAGAUCUACCGGGAAAGGCAUUGUAGAAUUUGCUUCUAAACCAGCAGCAAGAAAAGCAUUUGAAAGAUGCAGUGAAGGUGUUUUCUUACUGACAACAACUCCUCGUCCAGUCAUUGUGGAGCCACUUGAACAGUUAGAUGACGAAGAUGGUCUUCCUGAAAAACUUGCGCAGAAGAAUCCAAUGUAUCAAAAGGAGAGAGAAACUCCUCCUCGUUUUGCCCAGCAUGGCACAUUUGAGUAUGAAUAUUCUCAGCGGUGGAAGUCCUUGGAUGAAAUGGAAAAACAGCAACGGGAACAAGUUGAAAAAAACAUGAAAGAUGCAAAAGACAAAUUGGAAAGUGAAAUGGAAGAUGCCUAUCAUGAGCACCAGGCAAAUCUUUUGCGUCAAGAUUUGAUGAGACGCCAGGAAGAAUUAAGGCGCAUGGAGGAACUUCACAAUCAAGAAAUGCAGAAACGUAAAGAAAUGCAAUUGAGGCAAGAAGAGGAACGACGUAGGAGGGAAGAAGAGAUGAUGAUCCGUCAACGUGAGAUGGAAGAACAGAUGAGACGCCAAAGAGAGGAAAGUUACAGUCGGAUGGGCUACAUGGAUCCAAGAGAAAGAGACAUGAGAAUGGGUGGUGGAGGAGCAAUGAACAUGGGAGAUCCCUAUGGUUCAGGAGGCCAGAAAUUUCCACCUCUAGGUGGUGGUGGUGGCAUAGGUUAUGAAGCUAAUCCUGGAGUUCCACCAGCAACUAUGAGUGGUUCCAUGAUGGGAAGCGACAUGCGUACUGAGCGCUUUGGGCAGGGAGGUGCGGGACCUGUGGGUGGACAGGGUCCUAGAGGAAUGGGGCCUGGAACUCCGGCAGGAUAUGGUAGAGGGAGAGAAGAGUAUGAAGGCCCAAACAAAAAACCCCGAUUUUAGAUGUGAUAUCUAGGCUUUCAUUCCAGUUUGUUUUUGUCUUUUCUUGUUUAGAUACCAAUCUUUUAAAUUCUUGCAUUUUAGUAAGAAAGCUACCUUUUUAUGGAUGUUAGCAGUUUAUUGACCUAAUAUUUGUAAAUGGUCUGUUUGGGCAGGUAAAAUUAUGUAAUGCAGUGUUUGAAACAGGGGAAUUUUUCUUCCUUUUUUUCCUUUUUUCCUUUUUUUUUUUAAACUGUAUAAUGUCCCUCAAGUUAUGGCAGUGUACCUUGUGCCACUGAAUUUCCAAAGUGUACCAAUUUUUUUUACUGUGCUUCAAAUAAAUAGAAAAAAAAUAGUUAUGAUAUUGAUCUUCAACUUUGCCAUUCAUGCUUCUAUAGCACAUUAGGCUAGGUAUUCCACUUGGAAAGCAUAAGAGUGUCUAGGCCUUUGAAUGGCAUAUGCCAUUUCUGGGAAAUGUAUUUGUAGGUUGAGUAUUGCUUUCUACAUAUAAGUGCCCCCCUUGUUUUAAAAAGAAGAAAUGCACAUUGAAGUAGUUCCAUGAUUUGUUGGCGUUACAGGAAGCAAGCCGGUGCUAAGUAUUUUUAAAUGGCUAUGUAAGCAAAGCUGAUGAACUGUUAAUCUUCAUUCAGGAAUGUGUACAAGAUUAUAGAAUGGGUGUAAGAUUGUUGGUAGGGGGAGAAAGUGGGUAUGACUCAAAUGGAUCUUUUAUGGCCCUAUGAUCUAGCCUUUCCUUGAAAGUUUCUGAAGAAAAAGUGGAAAUAAUCAUUUUGUUGCAUUCCUCCAUUCUUGUUUUUUAAAGAAUAAGUCCCAAGCCCUCCAAAUGGCUUGUAUUAAACUUUCACAUUUGAAUUAAAGAUUGUUAAACAUGAAGUCUUUUCAUGUAUUACUUCAAGUGAUUUAUAAAGAUGGAGUUUAGUCUGAAAAAUUAAACUUGGAAGUAAGUGGAGUAAUCAUAAAGUAGGUUUAGUUACAUAUACAUUUGUACUCUGUAACUUUUACAUCUCCUUGUGCUACUUCUGUUGGGCAAAAUCUGUAGGACUAUGAAAAACUUCAAGAGCUGGUGGUGACUCAUUAAUAACAAAUAGGCUUACAGAGAACCAUUCUUACUGUGAAAUAUUUUUUUAACCAGUUUUUUUCAUAGUUUACUUUUGAUGUAGCACUAAAUCUGGAGAGAGUUGAUCAUGCUACACAGUACAAAUACCUCUUCCACCAUAAAGCUUUGGAGUGCUUCGAUGGUGGUGUCAGUUUAUUGCCAACUUCAUUGACUCUCCUUCCAUUGGAGCCAUUUUGACUUAAUAUUAAAGUAGAUUGUUACUGUUGUCUGUAGUACAGAGGGAAUCUGCUUCCCUAGUGUAUAUAUUGUUAGCAGAGGAACAACUUCCUAAAAGUAGUAGGUAAAGUAAUUGAAUGGUUUGGCUUUGUUCUUAGUUAUGUUUCCAUUCAAAUUUGUACAUUAUAGAACUCUUACUAUGGAAUGUGUCUUCCUCCUUUUCACCUCUGUUGGUGUUAAUUGGCAAAAGUAAAAUUCUAAAUCAACUCUUUGUUAAAAUGCUGAAGGCUUAGUAUUGUGCCUGAGUACAAAGGGAUACCUUUUGCUGAAACAAUUGAGCACUUUGUGCAUAGGAAACCUGAUAAUUCUAAAAGUAAAACCCUAGUGGAGUAUAAAGGCAUGCAACCAAAUUCUGGUUGUGUGACAGACAGGUACCUGGUGUGCUAAUUAAGGGAGAAUCUAACUAGAAAAUGUUCAUUACUUUAUUCACCAAGACUCUUGGAAAUGGGUGGUUCGACCAUAAUUCUGUCAAUGAGGAAGUUUUGUCCCAAGUCAUUAAUUGGUGAUAAUGUAUGAGAUUUUUCUGUACCGUAAACAAGGGUCUUGAUUUGAAAGGAGUCCAUUACAAUUUGAUUGAAUUGUAUGGUAGGGACUCCACUAAUGAUAAGAAAAUAAGGGGUGUUCAUGGGACACCCACAGAGGGUGAACUUGAAUGUGUGUGGGUGGGGGCUGGUGGGAAAGUGGGAAAUCUGCCUAUAAAAUUAAUGUUUCAGUUUAUUUUUCAGAUUACAUGCCUUUCUUUAUAAGGGAUGCUGGCACAGACCCCUAAAAUAAGUUUUGGUAGUAUUGUACCUUUGAAGAGUGGUGAAGGAUGCUAAUGGAUAAUCUCCUGAAAGUUGUGGUUUUGAAAGCCUUAGACUGUGUAGAAUUGCUAAACAUUGUUUAGCAAAUAAUGUUGGCUUAGUUUCCACUAAGUAUUGACUUUUCAUCACUGAAACAGCAGUGUACCAAGGAUUGUAAGCUACUCAAAUAGACUUUCAACAAGUCUUGGAUAUGAUAGUUUUUAGCUUAAUGUGAAUUAAAUCAUCUUAAAAAGUAGUUUCCUAAAAGCUGAUUUAUGGAACUUGGGGUGGGAAAGGGAAGGUAGUACUUUUGAAGUAUUUUAGCCAUUUUUCUCAUUUAAAGAAAGACCUGCCCUCAUUUCCUCUUCUCUACUUUCUCUCAUAAUUUUGUUUUAAGAGGAACAGAUUGUUUUUAAACUUACCACUCCUGAUCUUUACAUUCUCUGAGAGAUCCCGGGGUAUUUAGUAGAUAUUUUAGAAACUUAACCCAUUGGCUUACCUUUAGUGAAACCAUAAUCCUCUUUGUUUAGCAAACUUCUAAGAGAAGUGCUAUAAACCACACCACUCUUUACUAGAUGUAUUAUACCACUAAUAUAAACAGAUAAUAAUUUGGGAAAUUGUAAUGUUACGCCUGUGCAAUUUUAUAAGUGGCAUAUUAUGGCAGAUAAAAAUCUAGAUACUUGGCUUUUCUUGGGCAAGCCACUAAGUUGUGGCAGAAUAUUUUCUGGUGUUCUUGGACUGCAAUUAUGCACUAUUAAAGUAGUGGCCUGCUACAUAACUGCAUUUAGCCAGCAUUUCUGCAGUGCGUAACUGUGAGGAACGUAGUACCGCAAAUGGCAAUGGACAUUAGGACCCGGAUGUAGUAUUCCUGCUUGCUCCGAGAUUCUCAUUGCCGACUGCAUACAGGUAAGAAUGAUUGAUGUUGGCUGAUACCGGAGUGUUCAUUCACUUGAGGUGGGUAAGAUAAUUGUUUUCAAGACAUCACACAGCAUGAAGUGAUCAAGAAAAGCCACAACCUGUUUAGACUGAUGAAGCUUCUAGGAUCAGGUGAACUGUGUCAUGAAAACCAGUGAGGAAGAAGGCAAAGAAGAAUAAACAGCCUGUCUUUUAAUAAAGACAUUUAAAAAGUCA